Messenger RNA from Chelmon rostratus (copperband butterflyfish), 1791 nucleotides. RefSeq names its product protein ABHD15. The transcript has 4 exons. The record is from RefSeq and is a predicted model, not a curated record. Lineage: Eukaryota; Metazoa; Chordata; Actinopteri; Chaetodontiformes; Chaetodontidae. Gene Ontology annotation, molecular function: short-chain carboxylesterase activity; monoacylglycerol lipase activity. The coding region runs from base 1 to 1791 and encodes 596 amino acids.
AUGACCCAGCAGGAGGAUAAAUACCUGAGACUUCCCACCAGACAGAGAAAACACUGGACUGUAUGCUUCAAUCUCAUGUGUUCACCAAUGGCAUCCUUUGUAUGGGAGUGUUUGUUCUGUUUUCUCCCAUCACUGCUGCUUCUGCUGCUGUCUCUGGCUUUCCGCUGGCCCAGGGCACGCUGUUGGACGAGGCUGGCUGUCAGGGCUGCUGGCUGGAGGCUCUGGGUCAUCAUCUGUCUGAUCCUGGAGCUGCCGCUAGACAGGGAUACAAGAGCCCUGACGGAGGAGGCCGGGUCGCCAGGGACGGAUGAUUUGUUGGGGUCAGGUCACGCCUCAGACGGUCCCAGGCUCAUCUGCAAAGCCACCGCGCUGGCUAAAUAUCUGAUCCGGCACUGUGGCUCUCUGGCCGGGCCGAGACUGGCCUCCUGGCCCAGAGGGGACCCGCACCUUCAGACUCUGUCCAGCAUGCUGUGUGGACAACAUGGAGACACGUUACAGUUCACUAGAGACCAUCUGUUAUUGAGAGACGGGGGUAUCGUAGCUCUGGACUGGGCUGUGGGAACAAGACAGGGUGAGGCAGGCGGGAGGAAGAGGUGGGAGGGGAGGAAGGAGCAUCAGUCAGGGGGAAAGGCGUUAGGCUGCUUCACCACGACGCCCCCUGUCCUGCUCGUCAUCCCUCAGUCCUGGGGAGGGAUGACCCCCCACCUGAAGACGCUGUGCCAUCAGGCGAUGCGUCAGGGCUUUUACGUGGUGGUGUUUCACCCUCGAGGCACAGCAGGGUGCCCGCUGACCACAGCACGACGGACUGAGUUUGGAGAUCCAGCUGAUCUAGAGCAGGCGGUGGCUUAUGUCCACAGCCGCCACCCAUCCUCUGUGUUGGUUGCAGUGAGUGAGGGUUCAGGCUCGGGCAUUCUUCUCUCCUACUUGGGGGAGUCUGGAUCGAGCUCACACCUGACAGCGGCUGCAGCCAUCUCACCUGUGCUCCUCGGCCAGCUGUGGUUUGAAACAGCCCCGCCUCUUCUGUAUCGCUGGGGGGUUUUGUUUCACCUGAAAACGCAGCUCAGCAGAUAUGCGAGUUCCUUCAGAGGAGUCCUGGAUGUGGAUCGGGCCCUCAGCUGUUCCUCCCUCAGAGACUUUGAGGAAACUCUCUCCUGCUCUUCAGCCCAGCUUCAGCAGAGAGCCGCCACACCUCCUCUACGCUCUCAAAAUCCUGAACUGAGCUCAGGGUCCCAUUCCCCGCAGGGCCUGGCACCCUCAGUGGCCUGGGCGCUGGGCGAGAGGGCCUACCCAGCCAAGGACUGGGACAGCUACUGGGAGAGGAACGAACCACUGAGAGACGCAGACGAGGUGGCGGUCCCUGUGCUCUGUAUCUGCAGCCGAGACGACCCUCUCCUCCCGCCAGCCUCCACUUUACCCCUUCCCCUUUUCCAGAGUAAUCCUUAUUUCCUCCUGGCUUUGACAGACAGAGGAGGGCACUGUGGAUUCACUCUGGAGGGAGGGAGGACCACAAAUGAGGAGGUGGAGGAUGGUAACUGGAGUCAUAUCGCAGUUCUGGAGUACUUCCGAGUAGUGGCUGAUUUCCUGAAAGGGGAGGAGAGGGACAAGGCGAGCUGGGGCGGUCCGCUGGGAGAGUACGGCCAGGCUGGGCAGAGAAGCAGGACCGGCAACACGGCUCCGCCUCGCAGGAGGAGAGCCACCAUGAUGAGGAGACUGAGACUGCAGGGCCCUGAGCAGAGUAGGGUGGAUGCAGAGGAAGGGAACUUCACCUGGAAGAGGUCCUACACACGCUGA